Messenger RNA from Salvia hispanica, 1314 nucleotides. RefSeq lists its product as uncharacterized. Lineage: Eukaryota; Viridiplantae; Streptophyta; Magnoliopsida; Lamiales; Lamiaceae. The record is from RefSeq and is a predicted model, not a curated record.
CCUCUGAUUUCAACCAAGAUGGCCUGUAACAAGACGUUUUUGCUGCUGCUGUUGGUUUGCGUUGUAAGUGUGGGGCGCUGCUCCGCCCAAGAACCGGCCGACCGUGUCGAGCCCCAGUUCGACAAGGAUGAUGAUUCUUGGACUGGUUGGGCCUACAACAAAUUCUCCGAGAUCGGGCUUGUUGAUUCCGACAAGGCCAAGAAUGUCGCUCACAAUGUUGUCGAGAAAACAUCCGAAGCUGUCUCGAGAUCCGCGGACACCGUGAAUUCCGCUGCACAAGAAUCAUCAAAGUAUGCAUCGGACGUGGUGAGCAGCACAUCUCAGAAGGUCGGCAGUGCCAAGGACCAGGUUUCGGAGAAAGCCGGUGAGGCCGUGAAGAAGGCGUCCGAGAUGGCUUCCGGUGCGAGUGAGGCCACGAAGCAGAAGACCAACAACGCGUACGAAUCCGCUUCGGAUUUGGCACGUGAGGCCGGGGACAAGGCAGCGGGCGCCAAGGACGAUGUGAAGGACAAGGCUAAUACCGUGUAUACCAAGGCCGGAGAGGCGGCGCAGAAAGGCAAGGACAAAGCUGCGGACGCCAAGGACGAUGUGAAGGACAAGGCUAAUACCGUGUAUACCAAGGCCGGAGAGGCGGCACAGAAAGGCAAGGACAAAGCUGCGGACACGUACGGAGACACCAAGUUUUCGCUGGGCGAGGCUUUUGAAAAGGCGAAGGGGUCGAUCUCGGAUCAGGAUAAGAAGAGGUUAGAGGAGGCGCAGGAGAAGGCUAAGGGAAAUUUGUCACCCCAGGAUAGGCAGAAGAUGGAGGAAGCGAAGGAGAAGGCGAAGGAGAAGGCAAAGGGGUCAGUGACGGAGGAGGAUAAGAGGAAGUUCAAUGAGGCAAAGGAGAAGGCGAAGGGGUCGGUGUCAGAGCAGGAUAAGAAGAAGUUCGAGGAGGCGAAGGAGAAGGCGAAGGGGUCGGUGACGGAGCAAGACAAGAGGAAGUUCGAGGAGGCGCAGGAGAAGGCGAAGGGGUCGAUGACAGAGCAGGAUAAGAAGAAGUUCGAGGAGGCGAAGGAGAGGGCUUCACAGGGGAUGAAGGGUAGCAGUGCAUCUAUGUAAACAACAUGGUGGUUGAUGCUGGUUAAGUGAGUACUUCUUAAAUGUGUUGCUGUUCAAUAAAUAUUUUGGUUUGGUAGGCUAGCAACAAAGGUUUUUAGGACCUUGUUGCACUUUGGUACAAUACAUAUGAUGUAUAGUUGUAUAGUUGUAUAUAGUUUUCAUGUGAUCAUAAAGAUAUCACAUUCAAUAAAAUUACAGUAAAUGUUUCUUAUA